AUGUUAUCGCAGGUCUGCAGUUAAAGUCGUGUAACUCCAUACAUUUCUCCAGCCUGCGUUUAUUCUCUUGCCAGCUUCUCCGGGGUUUAGUCAGACUGAAGAAAGUUACUCUUUCACAUCUAUUCAACUUUGAAACUUGCAACACACAAGAACAAGGAGAGGACACUUUGUUAUUCAUCCAAAUAUGUCAAGGUUUCUUCCUGGAAGGACUCGUAAUUACGCACGACUGAUUCCUCAGAAGCAAGACCAGGCUAGAAAAUAGUGUAUCGUUGUGUUUCUCUCUCAUCAGCUGUUAAACUUGAAGGAAAAGAGACGCGUGUGUGGAAGAAAGAACGAAGUCACAGCCUUUCUGGAAAAGGGAGGAGGAUUACAGGAAAGGUUCUCUGAGCCACAACGCACCACUCAGCGUCCAGCCUCCGGACGCGCUCCACAUCUCUGCUGCUGCGCGCCUCGAGGUUCACACGAUGGAGAAUAAGAUCCACGGAAGGAUGAGCUCCAUGUGUGUGUCCAUCGUCGAUUCAACCGACACGCGAGUGGGGGACUCCAGUGAAGCCGGGUACGUUAAUAUUAAACUAUCCAGCGAGGCACAGGCUCUCACUUGCAUGCCGUCCUCCGUGCGUAAUUUCGCCAACGGCGGCGGCGCACUGAUCCACGGGCUCCACUCGAGCGUCGAGGGCGCAGUUUUUAAAGAUUGUAACUUACUCGAUGCUUCAAAACACUUUUACGACCGCGGCAGUGAGUUUCUGAAGUGUAACAAUGUGCAGUGGGAAGACUUUGUCAAAGUUCAGAGGACGGAUGUGGCCACGUCCGACAGUUUGCCAGGCGCACUGACCACCGGAGCGUAUAAAUUCAUCAAGGACGAAAAGGAGCCCUCGGGGAUUAUGGAGACCCCGUGUCCCAACUUCGAUCCAUCACCGGAGAUACCGGCUCUCUUGGGGCUCGGUGGCGUGGAGGCGACGAGGUUCAGGCCGGCAGGCACCGCGGCUCCUCGGCCGGUGCUGGACGCGUCUCCAAGCUUCCUGAUGGACCUCAACCACCCGGAGCAGCUGCCGGCGCUGGGCCAGGUGAGGGCCGACUCCAGAUGCGGGUCAUCCGGGAAGACAGGCAUCAACUUUGACGCCAACAUCCACGCAGCAGCUCAGCAGUCGAUGUAUAAGACCGAGGUGGCCCGGUGGCAGAUGCCAGCUGAGUCGCAGUACUGGUGCCAGUCCGCAGGUGUGACCGAAGACCCCUUCACUCUCGGCGGCUAUGAGGGGAUCCAGACCCAGGCCCUCACCCAGAGGAACCAUUCACCCUUCCCUGCGUUCCCCGGUAUGCCGCCGCAGAGACAGUGUGUGAUUUGCGGCGACGAGGCUUCGGGUUGUCACUACGGAGUUCUGACCUGUGGCAGCUGUAAAGUCUUUUUUAAAAGAGCCGUGGAAGGCCAUCACAGUUAUCUGUGCGCCGGGCGAAACGACUGCAUUGUGGACAAAAUCCGGAGGAAAAAUUGCCCAGCAUGUCGCCUCCGAAAGUGCUAUCAAGCAGGGAUGAUGCUCGGAGGCAGGAAGCUGAAGCGCUUCGGGGCCCUGAAAUCCUUGGGCCUGGCCCCGUCCCUGAUGUUCCAGUCCCACCUGGCCAUGGCCGCCGACAGUCAGCCCUUGACCUCCAUGUCUUGCAUACCGGGCAUCCGCGAGGUGCAGCUCAGCCAGCAGAUCCUCAAUAUCCUGGAAAACAUUGAGCCGGACAUCAUGUACUCCGGCUAUGACAACUCCCAGUCCGACGUGCCCCAUCUCCUGCUCACCAGCCUCAACCAGCUGUGUGAAAAACAACUGCUGUGGAUCGUCAAGUGGUCCAAGUCUUUGCCAGGAUUUCGUAAUCUUCACAUCACCGAUCAGAUGACCCUCAUCCAGUACUCGUGGAUGAACCUGAUGGUGUUCUCGCUCGGGUGGCGCUCCUUUCAGAAUGUCACCAGCGAAUAUUUAUACUUCGCCCCCGACCUGGUGCUCAGCCAGGAGCAGAUGAGGAGAACUCCGAUUUACGACCUCUGCCUGGCGAUACAGUUCAUUCCUCAGGAGUUUUCAAAUCUCCAAGUCACCCGCGAGGAGUUUCUCUGCAUGAAAGCCAUAAUACUGCUCAACACAGUGCCUCUCGAGGGACUCAAAAGCCAGGCAGUGUUUGAAGACAUGAGACAGAACUACAUCCGGGAGCUGACCAAGGCGAUCCACAUGAGGGACAAGGGCAUGGUGGCCAGCUCCCAGCGGUUCUACCACCUCACCAAACUCAUGGACACCAUGCACGAGAUAGUGAAGAAGGUCAACCUGUUCUGUCUGAGCACCUUCAUCCAGGCCGACGCCAUGAAAGUGGAGUUUCCAGAGAUGAUGUCAGAGGUCAUUGCCUCCCAGCUUCCCAAGGUCCUGGCCGGCAUGGUGAGGCCCCUCUUAUUCCACAGCAAGUGACGGCGCUGUGGACACGUCCUGCGACUGGAUUAAUCAGCAACCCAACGAUUACAAAUGUAGUCAGUCAUCUGUAAUUUGCCAAACCGCCUCUGAGAACCAUCUUGAAUAUUAUAAAUUCAGAGGCAUGAAUCUCCUCUGUAGGAAUCUGGUGCAGCCGCCCUCUCCCAUUCGGCCCUCUGUGUACAGACGGUGUACAGCUGGUUUCGAGAACCUCUGGAGAUAUUUUUGUACUAGAGCACAAAUAUUCCGUGUUUCUAACCCAAAGUGUUUCCUUAAUAAAGGAGACGCAGAAACCUGCCACUUAAAAAUAAUCAUGUUAUUUCAGGGUUAACGGCAUCUUCAUCAGGGAGGAAGACAACUCUCUUUAAAACAUGUGUUUAAACCAAUAGUCCCGUUAAAUUCAAUCAAUCUGCACCAAAUUGCACACAUAUAUAUAUAUAUAUAUCAGUCCUCUAAAUAUGCCAGAUUUUUUUCAUUAAGAUACAUAAAUUAUUCUCUGGGAACAAAAUGUUAUGGGUUCUUCUUUGGUUCCAGAAAAUUACACAAUAAAUAUAAUAUAUAACCACUAAAACAAACACAACCUCCGUGGUGGAGGUAAAAAAAAAAGACAUAAUAACCGUGUGAGUGAAUUAGUGGAGUCGGUGCAUAUCUCUGCCAAACACUGCUCAGUGCCCUAAAUGUGUUAUUUUUAUAAUAGAAGAGAUUUCUAAUUUUAUUAAAUUUCUAAAUCCACAUAAAAAAAUCCACAGAUGUUAGUAGGACACGUGAUGGAUUUAAUUCAAGUGAGUGCAGUCAUGUUCAAUGUCUUUCACAAUAUCAAGAAAUCCUUAAAACUAAUGGACUUAACUUUACACCGGAUUCUAUUCAAGUGAAAUAAAUAAACCUGCCUUGACGAAGGUAUAAACAUGUGCAAUAAAACCAAAUUUAACUGUGUAGAGGAAGGAACCUACAUCAUCAGUCUACUCCUAAUAAAAAAUGUAAA
Messenger RNA from Hippoglossus stenolepis (Pacific halibut), 3417 nucleotides. It is a transcript of the gene pgr, whose product is annotated as progesterone receptor. The transcript is spliced from 8 exons. Lineage: Eukaryota; Metazoa; Chordata; Actinopteri; Pleuronectiformes; Pleuronectidae. The coding region runs from base 465 to 2435 and encodes 656 amino acids. The record is from RefSeq and is a predicted model, not a curated record. Gene Ontology annotation, biological process: regulation of DNA-templated transcription. Gene Ontology annotation, molecular function: sequence-specific DNA binding; DNA-binding transcription factor activity; zinc ion binding.